Xylona heveae TC161 is the source of this 2844-nucleotide messenger RNA. Its product is annotated as HEAT repeat-containing protein. The record is from RefSeq and is a predicted model, not a curated record. Lineage: Eukaryota; Fungi; Ascomycota; Xylonomycetes; Xylonales; Xylonaceae. Gene Ontology annotation, biological process: vesicle-mediated transport; intracellular protein transport. Gene Ontology annotation, cellular component: AP-3 adaptor complex; membrane coat. Bases 71 to 2557 code for a protein of 828 amino acids. The transcript has 4 exons.
CCCCACUGUUGAGAUACUAUACACCACCAAUUCAGCGUCAAACUCCCCGCAGCAACGGGGGUGCGCAAAGAUGGAGUCGAUAUCGAAGAUUUCCAGCAUGCUGGAAACGGCUCGCGACUUGACUCUGGAAGCUGCACAGUCUGCGGGCUCCGCUCGAGCAUUCAAGACGAAUACUCCAUUAAGGAAGAUACCGCCUCUCCAGCUGAAGAAGUUAUUGGAUAGCCGGAAUGAUCGGGAUGUCCUGGAGGGUUUGCGCAAGGUCAUCUCUAUGAUGUACCGCUCGCAGCCUUGUCUCACGUACUUCUCCGCGGUCAUCAAAAAUGUUGCCAGUGCAAAUGUCGAGAUCAAGAAGCUCGUGUACAUCUAUCUUCUCCAAUAUGCCGAGACCGAACCCGACCUUGCUCUUCUUUCCAUCAACACUAUUCAAAAGUCGCUCUCGGAUAAAGACCCUCAGUUGCGUGCUCUGGCACUCAUGGUCAUGUCUGGAAUCAGGGUCCCCGUCAUCAGCCAGAUUGUCUCGCUCGGUAUCAAAAAGGGAUGCGGAGACAUGAAUAUUCAUGUGCGGCGUGCGGCGGCCCUCGCAAUUCCGAAAUGCUACCGCCUCGACCCUAAUACGUUGCCGCAACUCAUUGAAUACCUAAACAUUCUGCUUGGAGAUAAACAAUACUAUGUGGCGGGUGCAGCAGUCAUGGCAUUCAUGGAUGUUUGCCCGCAUCGAAUCGAUUUGAUCCAUAAGCAUUACCGCGGCCUAAUCCGAAAGCUCGUCGACAUGGACGAAUGGUCCCAACUCGCCACUCUCCGGUUGAUGGUCUACUAUGCACGGAAAUGCUUCCCUAGGAGAAAGCGCAAGGUUAAGAAGAAUGCGGCAAAAGACUUUUACGGGGACGAAGUCGGCGACGACAAUGACGAGACUGAGGAAAUCCAGGUGCUCGACUCGGAUCUCGAGCUCCUUCUUAACGCGUGCAAGUCCUUGCUACAGAGUCAUAAUUCGGCCGUGGUUAUUGCUGUUGCACGCUGCUACUUCUACCUCGCUCCACCGGAAUACAUCGAUGCGGCCGUCGGUCCACUCAUAUCGCUUCUUCGAGGUUCUCAGGACAUCAAACAUAUUGCACUCUACAACAUCGUCUCCAUCUGCCUCGUCAGGCCCAAUCCGUUUGUCCGAUACGUAACUCACUUCUUAAUCCACGCAACCGAUCCUCCUCACGUAUGGCGACUCAAGCUCGAAAUCCUAACAAUACUCUUUCCCCACUGCAAUGCUCUUUUCAAGGGAAUGAUUUUGAGCGAACUUGAGCAUUUUUCCCGCGGCUCAGAUAGAGAACUCGUCCGAGAAAGCGUUCGUUCAAUCGGUCGCUGCGCACAAAAUGACUCCGCCACUUCUCAACGGUGUCUCAGGUUGCUUCUCAAGCAAGUCUCGAGCACAGACGGCAAUCUCGUGGCCGAAUCGCUCACUGUCAUCCGCCAUCUCAUCCAGCAGGACCCUGCAUCGCACAUCAAGACAGUCAUUCGUCUUGCGAAGAAUCUUGACACAACCACAAACGCCCAUGCGCGAGCCAGUAUCAUCUGGCUGGUGGGUGAGUUUGCCGGGAUCGACCCGGAAAAUAACAUUGCUGCUGAUGUCCUGCGCAUUCUGGCAAAGGGUUUCGUCCAUGAACCUGAAGCGGCUAAGCUUCAGAUUGUACUUCUCGCCGCCAAAGUCUACGUUCAUCAUUUAAACCGGCUAGGUGGAACCAUUCAACCACCACUGGCUCCCUCUCAGCUAUCUGACGCUAACAAUGACGGCAACACACUCCCGCUUGGUGACGACAAAGAAACCGACGCCGAAGGACAGACUGUUGACGUUAAUCCAUAUCUAUAUGACAGUGUAGCACGAGCCUCGCUGCCACAAAACGAGGGCGACGGUGAGCAUCCCAUCAUUAUCCUUUGGCGGUAUAUUCUCCUUCUUGCGCGGUACGACACUUCAUAUGACAUCCGUGAUCGUGCGCGGCUGUACAAGUCUCUUUUGGCAAACCCCGCCUCGACGCAAUUAGCAAGCCUUCUAUUGCUCGCACCUAAACCUGUUCCGCACGCGCCUAGUCCGUCCGAAUAUCGAAAGGACUUUAUGCUCGGUUCUGCGAGCCUUGCCGUCGGGGAAGAAGGCGGACUUAAUGGGUUGCGGGGAUACGAGCCACCGCCCGACUGGGUUGAAGAUGGGACGCAGCCGGAUGCUGCUCUACGACAGGAAGAUUAUAGGGCCGAGUUUGGAGGCGAAAAGAAGAUUACGACGGCCGGAGAACGACUAGAUGAGGCGGCCAAGACAGCUGCCGCUUCUUCGGGUUCGGCUAUCAAUCCUGGAAUGAAUGGGGUCGGGGUUGGCACCGGCAGACCAUCCAAAGCAAAGACAUUGGAUGACUGGUUAGCAGAAGACGAGGACGAAGGAGAAGAAGAAGAGAGUGGGGAUGAGGAGGAGGAUGAGUCGGAAGAGGGCAGCGAGGAGGAAGAGGGUGAAGAGGACGAAGAGGAAGAGGAAGAGGAAGAAGAAACAGAGAGUGAAGAAGAACAUGAUAGAUUGGUCAAGUAAUGACCACCUAUAUAGUCUUUUUUUCUCUUCUACUUUUCCUAUUAUUCCCCCCUGAGUUUCUUCUUUUUCUUCUUCAACAGAUUAUUGAUCUUGAAUAACAAAAAUUGUGCAUAAUCACGACACUGAAGCCUUUGCAAUGCAUUGCUACGUACUUUACCACGCGUAUUCUCUCGCUACUGCCAGAUGAGCCUGCCUUGGCUGUCAUGCAUGUCGCCCCGGGCAAAAGGGAACCUAUAUAGAAUAUCAAGAGUGUCAAGGUAUACCAAUCAUAAACAUUGAGCCUCGAA